AUGCUUCGUAACGCAGCCACGCGAUCGUUACUGAAGAGCUUCCCGAAACCUACAACAUCACGAGCAAGCUUCACUGCAGCUUCCACCAAGUUUCGGAAUGCCACACCUCGUCAAUUGACACCGUUAUCGCGUCCCCAGAUCCUCUUACUCGCCCGACCAACCCAGAUCUCGUUCUACGCAACUGGUCCUCCAUACGACAGGAAAGAUGUAAAGGUAGAAGAGAAAAUUGCUGGAAAGACCUUGCAACCACAUCCUGAGGAAAUCUCAGCCGAUUCGAGUGUCCGUCCUGUAUUCGAGGAACGAAGUCACCAUGAUGAUGAGGAUAUGAUGGCUGGGAUCAAGGCGGAUCUGAAAACAAUCAAAGAGACUUUUACUUUGGCCGACGUGCCAAGAGACACGCUCUUACUUGGUGCAGCUGGAGCCAUACCUUAUGCUGUCACAUCUUUGUCAACGGUAUACCUAGCAUGGGAUAUUAACCAAAGUCAUGCUACAAACGGUGCUGGAGUUUUGUUCAGUCCAGAGCAGGCGCAGCAUUAUUUGGAACUGAUUACGCCUGUGCAAAUUGGAUGGGGUGCCAUUAUUAUUUCUUUCUUAGGCGCCAUUCAUUGGGGAUUAGAAUAUGCCGGAUACGGAGGAUAUCACAGCUACCGUCGCUACGUAUACGGUGUUGCAGCACCUGCAAUCGCAUGGCCAACUAUUUUCAUGCCUGUGGAAUACGCUCUGAUCACCCAGUUCCUUACCUUCAACUUCCUCUAUUUCGCCGACGCGCGUGCGACUGCCAAGGGAUGGUUUCCAGCUUGGUACGGUACAUACCGUUUCGUCCUUACCUUUAUCGUUGGAGCUUCGAUUGUCUUUACCUUGGUUGGCCGAGGUCAGAUCGUGAGCGCGGAACAUACGACACUGAGAACCGCCGUUGAUUAUUUGAAAGAAGAUAGAGACGCACAGUGGGAAGCUCUAGAGAAGGAGGAGAAGGAGAGGCGAGCGUUGGCUGCUAAGAACGAGGAUGAGGACGAGGAAGAGGAAGAAGAUGAAGACGAGGAGAAGUCCGACGAGGACGAGGACGAGGAUUAG
Messenger RNA from Glarea lozoyensis ATCC 20868, 1071 nucleotides. RefSeq lists its product as uncharacterized. NCBI's taxonomy places the organism in Eukaryota, Fungi, Ascomycota, Leotiomycetes, Helotiales, Helotiaceae. Bases 1 to 1071 code for a protein of 356 amino acids. The transcript is spliced from 2 exons. The record is from RefSeq and is a predicted model, not a curated record.